Molecule: messenger RNA, 2388 nt
Organism: Anopheles funestus (African malaria mosquito)
Lineage: Eukaryota; Metazoa; Arthropoda; Insecta; Diptera; Culicidae
Product: serine protease 53-like
Exons: 4
Coding region: 708-2321 (537 amino acids)
Biological process (GO): proteolysis
Molecular function (GO): serine-type endopeptidase activity
Source: RefSeq, a predicted model, not a curated record
GUGCAAAAGCCUAGAAAUAUCUAGGAAACAUAAUAAAUUAAUUUAUCCGAGCAACAAAUAGACGAAAACGAUGCCGGAAACAGUUAAAUGAUUGCGAUAACGAUUGAUAAAAUCAUGAAAGAAUAGACAAUAGAACACAGGUAGGCAUAACAAAAAUCUAAAACCUAUAUUCAAAAGCCUACAGAACGGUGUUAGCUCAACAUUUUCCACUUGUUUUAGAAAACCGGUUUGCUGUGGUGUAAAUUUUCCAAAAUUCCACGACGUCUAGCAUGAAAACCUGCUUUAUGUACGGGAUUCCCCUAGCUAAGACACUGCGUCUUGAUCGAAAAAAAGAGGAGGGUCACCGAGCUUCGAGCCCAAUAUGCUGAUUUAACUGAUACACAUUCAGUUCUGUUUUGUUCAUCACUCCGAAAGGAGUCAAACGGCGUGCGUUCCAAAAUGAUCAAUUUCAAAACAGUAUUAACGAUAGCUACUAUAGGGCUAUAUAAAGAUUUUUUAGAUUACCCUCCCGUGAAUUAUUCGGCUGGAUACAAUGUUGAAGGUGAGUAUUAUUCACGUAGUUAGGAAUACAUUCUGUCUUAAAACAUAGUACCUACUUGUGAUUCAAUCUUACAGAGUGCGAAAGACGUUUAGCAUUGGAUCUAACCAAACCUAAGAUACUCGAGCCACUCAUUGGAACGAGAGCCCUUCAAGGAGAGUUUCAACAUAUGGCCGCUAUUGGAUGGACCAGAUCCGAAGGGAGAAUUGAUUACAGAUGCGGCGGAAGUUUGAUAACAUGGAGAUUUAUCUUGACCGCGGCUCAUUGUGCUGUGCAAACCAUUGAUGCAAAGCACAUACAACCAGAUACCACCCGUUUGGGAGACACGGAUCUUGGCAGCAACGAAGACGAUGAAUUUGCGCAACAGGUUGGAAUUGAUCGUAUCAUCAAACACCCUCAGUAUAAGGAAUCAAAAAAUUAUUAUGAUAUUGCGCUUAUCAAACUGCUGGAACAAGUUCAGGUAAACAAAGCUAUUAGCGUGGCGUGUGUUUGGCGGGAACCUGAUGCACCUAGUGAUAUGCUGGAAGCAGUGGGUUUUGGUUCACCGGGAUAUUUGGAAAAGCUAAGUCCCACCUUGCAAAAGGUACAACUUCGAGCACUGGAUACGUCAACAUGUGCUGAACGUUUACCGAUGGAUCGUCGUCGAAUGCCCGAAGGAUUGCGUCCGGAUCAGUUGUGUGCCUACAGUGAGACUAUGGACACUUGUGACGGCGAUUCAGGAGGUCCGCUUCAAACGGAGUUGCACGACGUGUUUGGCAAUGUAUAUCCGCUUGUGGUAGGUGUUGUAUCAUUCGGAACUCCCUGUGUAGAAGGCUCGAUGGGAGUCUACACAAGAGUCAGCUCGUACUUGGAUUGGAUCGAGAAAGAAGUGAAUCAGUCCCUUAGUUAUGACGUUUGUACCGGAUUUGACUAUGAAAAUCGCAAGCAGAACCCCGCAAUAUCCGCUACAAUUAACUCAAAUGGACCAUUCUAUCGCCUUGGACUGUUGUGGGAAGAAGAAGAAGCAGACAUCUACCAGUGUGGAGGACUUUUGAUCCACUAUCAGUAUGUUCUCACAUCAGCAGAUUGUGUCACGUCCAGUAAGGGUCCUCCAAAGUUCGUUGCAUCGCACCCAGAUAGGGAUCGUGCCCCGGUUGAGGAUGUGUUUGUUCAUCCUCAAUUUUUGAAAGGAAAACCUUACUUUGACAUCGCCGUUAUAAAGAUACUGAAAUACGCACAUCCUAAUCUUAGUGGUCUAGUUUGCCCGUGGAUUAAAAAAGGAUGUGGUACAUGGAUUCGGGAACCAGUUCAGUUUGGGGCAUCAAUUCCGCUGUCCAGAGAAUUGCAGAAACACGAGAGCACAGCUCGAAAGUAUGUACAGGCUUUUCUGUAUAGCUAUAAACGAUGUCCCACUGAUGAAGAUGUUGCCGACAACGAUCUAAUCUGCAUCACCAGUAAAUUGCCGUUGAUACCACGAUUGUGUAAGGUUGAUUAUGGAGGACCUGUUAUGAAUGACCUAUCUGGAGAUAAUUUAAAAGUUCUUGGUAUAUUGUCACGAGCCACGGAGGGAUGUGACGGUGAUGUUAUCUUUACGCGCAUAGAACCUCACAGGAAAUGGUUAAAGUCUAUAGUAUAUAAAAACCCGCCCAAAAAGGAGAGAAGAAAACCAAAUGGGGCUAGCCAUCAUCCAACGAACCGUCGAUUUGAUGAGAAAAGCUCAUUGGCUACGUUUGUGGCAUUGGCAUUGGCAUUCGUUUGUGGAAUUUCUAUCAUUGUGUGGAUGCAAGUUAAGUUAACUUGUUAACUGACAUGCAUUGGGUGAGCUGCUUAUAUUAAGCGAUUAAAUGUUUACUGAAAAUUCUCAAUUAUAA